AUGUCACCUCCAGACUCUGCAUAUGCAGGUGGAAGCUUGUAUUGCGGGACAGGUAAUGGGGGGAAUUGUGGAGCAUUUGGAUUUGUAAGUACAUCCUUUGACAGCACAGCUGGACACUGGUAUGACAGCAGUGAUCCUUUUGGGACCUCUCCAAAUUUAGAAGACACCAUGGUUAGAGCAGACAUUCCAUCAACUAUCUUCGCUAUCAGUGGUUGUGGACAACGGGAAAUGAGGGAUGCUGCUCCAGCAAUGACAUCAUUGUCAGGUUAUUACCUUUAUAUGGACAGUUCUGUGGGGGCCUGGGGAGAUACUGCCAUGAUCCUGAGUGAGAUAUUCACCCCUGACAGCAGAGGGCACUGCUUCACAUUCUGGUAUCAUAUGUAUGGAUACAAUGUUGGAACGCUCAAUUUAUACAAAAAUAACAGGACCGCCCAUAACAGCGGGAAUAAGUUUGGCCAAUUAGUAUGGGAGGAGUCAGGAGAUCAGGGCGAUGUGUGGAGGAGAGGCAACGUCUAUGUAGCAUACCGAGAGCCUUUCUGGUUUAUAUUUGAAUUCCUGAAGGGAGCAGGUCCCAAAGGAAGUAUAGCUAUUGAUGAUAUUCACAUCAUUCCCGGGCCUUGUGAUUCAUAUCCCACCUUUCCACCUCCACACCACCGUGACA
Sinocyclocheilus rhinocerous is the source of this 661-nucleotide messenger RNA. Its product is annotated as MAM domain-containing glycosylphosphatidylinositol anchor protein 1-like. The transcript is spliced from 4 exons. Lineage: Eukaryota; Metazoa; Chordata; Actinopteri; Cypriniformes; Cyprinidae. Gene Ontology annotation, cellular component: membrane. The annotation marks the transcript as partial. The record is from RefSeq and is a predicted model, not a curated record.